This is a messenger RNA of Lycium ferocissimum, 2907 nucleotides long. RefSeq names its product TPR repeat-containing thioredoxin TTL1-like. Gene Ontology annotation, molecular function: protein binding. The record is from RefSeq and is a predicted model, not a curated record. NCBI's taxonomy places the organism in Eukaryota, Viridiplantae, Streptophyta, Magnoliopsida, Solanales, Solanaceae. The coding region runs from base 291 to 2300 and encodes 669 amino acids. The transcript has 7 exons. Gene Ontology annotation, cellular component: cytoplasm.
UCAUGAACCACCAACAAAUCCCUCUUGCCUUAAUUAAUUAAUCUCCCCCACCCAAAAAAAAAAAAAAAAAACUUUUCUUUUCUUCUUCUUCUUCUUCUCUCUGUUAAUAUAAAUGAAAUAAAAACCCAUUUCUCUUUCUUCCUCAUACUCAGCAUUCAUUCUUUACUUCUUCCUUUUAUAUCACAAGAUCCCCAUCUCUUUUCCCUUCUUUCUUUACAUGUCUUCUUCAUAUCCUUUCUUGAGUCUCAGUUCAUUAUACUGAAACACUUCACAUUAUAUUAAACAAAAAAAUGUCUGAUUUUGGAAGACCCAUGUUGGAAAUAAACGGUUUAACUGAUCGUUUACGAAACUCAUCAUUGACUUGCGUUGAAGAUAAAAAUGUACUCGAAAUUAACAAACCUGAUUUUCGGGAACUCGAUCUUGGUUCACCUGUUUCACCUUUACGAAAUGGGCCUACUACUAGUAGUAGUUCUAGUUCAUCUGGAUCGGUUUCGGGUCGGAAUAAUAAUAAUAACGGGUCUUCUCAUUUGGGUCCGAAAAAAUCCGAUUCAAGUCAUUCCGGUGAACUUUCCGGGUCAGUUGAAAGCUCACCUAAAGCGGCGCGUGUGUUUAAACCAGGCCACGCGCGGUCUUAUUCCAGUGGGGGUAGCUCAGUAAAUUCACCUCAGUUAAAUGCACUGCCCACCGGUAAUAUCUGCCCGUCGGGCAAGAUUUUGAAAACGGGCAUGGCUAGUAAGUCAACGAAGACUGAUGUUUUGGGUUCGGGUACGGGUUAUUACGGGCAUGGUAGUAUAAUGCGGGGAGGGUCGGGUCAGAAACAAGUCGGGUCGGGUGUUGGGGUUGAUUUGGGUGGGACCCACACGGUGAAUAAUAGUAGUGAUCCAGAGGAGUUGAAGAGAUUAGGUAAUGAGAGUUAUAAAAAGGGAUGUUUUUUAGAGGCUUUGAAUCUAUAUGAUAAAGCUAUAGGUAUUUGUAAGGGAAAUGCUGCUUAUCAUUGUAACCGGGCAGCGGCGUUGAUCGGUUUAAAGAGGUUAUCGGAGGCGAUGAGGGAAUGUGAAGAAGCGAUUAGGUUGGAUCCGUCGUAUGUAAGAGCACAUCAUCGAUUAGGAUCUUUGUUACUUAGUUUCGGACAGGUUGAGAAAGCCAGAGUUCAUAUUUGUUUCCAAGGGCAUCAGCCAGAUCAAGUUGAGUUGCAUAAGUUGCAAGCAGUGGAAAAACAUAUUGGCAAGUGCACUGAUGCACGUAGAGUCGGUGAUUGGACAAGCACGUUAAGAGAAGCCAAUGCAGCCAUUGCUUCUGGAGCAGAUGCAUCUCCUCAGAUAUUUGCAUGUAGAGCGGAAGCUCUUCUGAAGCUACAUCAAGUAGAGGAUGCAGAAUCGUGCCUAUCAAUUACUCGGAAGCAUGAACUAUCUACCAGAUCAUCCCAGCCAAAAAAUUUUGGGAUGCUUUCAGAGGCAUACGUGUUCUUUGUGCAAGCUCAGAUUGACCUGGCUCUAGGAAGGUUUGAAAAUGCAGUCAGUGCAGUCGAGAGAGCUGGACAGAUUGAGCCUCGAAAUACUGAAGUAUCAGUUUUUCUGAACAAUGUCAGGUUGGUCGGACGGGCUCGUGCUCGCGGCAAUGAACUAUUUAAAUCGGAAAGGUAUACUGAAGCAUGUGCUGCUUAUGGGGAAGGUCUCCGGCGUGAUUCUUCAAAUUCAGUUCUCUACUGCAAUCGAGCAGCUUGCUGGUAUAAACUUGGGCAGUGGGAAAGAUCCGUGGAUGACUGCAAUCGAGCUCUCAGUUUCCAGCCAAAUUACACUAAAGCCCUUCUUCGAAGGGCUGCCUCAAACACCAAGCUGGAAAGAUGGGCUGAAGCUGUUAGAGAUUAUGAGGUUUUGAAGAAAGAGCUUCCAUAUGAUAAUGAGGUUGCUGAGUCGUUAUUCCAUGCCCAAGUUGCAUUAAAGAAAUCACGUGGUGAAGACGUUCACAAUAUGAAAUUUGGUGGAGAGGUGGAAUUGGUUUCUGGUCUCGAGCAGUUCCGAGCUGCGAUUUCAUCACCUUGUGCAUCUGUGGUCCAUUUUAAAGCAGCAUCUAACCUACAAUGCAAGCAGAUAUCCCCUUUCUUAGACACUUUAAGCACCAAAUAUCCUUCCAUAAAUUUUCUCAAGGUGGAUGUGGAAGAGAGCCCAGCAAUUGCUAGUGCAGAGAACGUUAGAAUUGUACCGACAUUUAAGAUAUACAAAAGGGGAAGCCGCGUGAAGGAGAUGAUCUGCCCAAGUCAAGAGGUGUUAGAAUCGUCGGUGAGGCAUUACAGUGUUUAAGUGCAUUGAUUGCAACGUAAUCAUGGUUCUUAGCCUAUUGUCCCUGGCCAUUCCAGUCACCCGGAAUUCAUCGCCAUUACCUGUGACAAAAUUGAGCUACUACAAAUAAUUUCAUUAAGGAGCCAAUUCAGCUAAAAAGCCAGCAGCCUUAGGAGGGAUUUAGUUUAGUCUCCUUUUUUCCAUUUUAAUUUAUUCAUUCAUUCCUCAUUGCUGUCUUGGUUCCAACUUCUUCCCAUCUCCAUUAAUCUCUUCCAUUUUUUUCCUUUUCAAAUCAUUUUCUUUUUAAAACAUUAGGCUGUUCUUCCCUAGUAUAAACUUCUAUUGUGAGGAGAAAAUAGCGAACAUUGUAAAAUUGAUUUUUAUGGCCAUUUUAGCUGAACAUUUAGAGAGAAAAGAAGUGGCUGGCUGCUGGCAUUAGAUGAGGAUCUUAAACAUGUAUAUAUAUAAUCAUAUAUACAAAACCAUUGGAGGCCAAGGAGGGGGAAAUUGGAUAUUAUGGUGGGUAGUUAUGGGGUUAGUCAAAGAGAAGGAUGAAUAUGAUGAUGUUAUUGAUACUUAUGUUUCUUUGCUCAACCAUUCUAUCAAUAAAAUUUUCGUUUUUUUUAUU